This is a messenger RNA of Chironomus riparius, 4852 nucleotides long. NCBI's taxonomy places the organism in Eukaryota, Metazoa, Arthropoda, Insecta, Diptera, Chironomidae. The record is from the annotation of a GenBank genome assembly.
UAAAAGUGAUUUUUUGUCGGAAUAAAUUUAUGUGAUGUACAAAUGAGGUCAUUUUUUUUGAAGCAUAUAUAUAUUGUAUGAGUUAUGAAAAAGUUUAUCACAUUAAAAGUCCUAUAAAUGUGUAUCUUUAAAUGUAUCGGAAAAUCUGAUUCGAAAAAAGAUUGAAAAGUGUUGGAAAAUGAUGAUAGUUGAUGAAAAUAUGAGAGAUAUAAAAAUAUAAAUGGAACUGACUGCUGACUAGAAUUUUUGUUCAAAAGUAUAUCUAUAUAUGAAUGUAUUCUCGCCAUCCAAGUUUGCUAUUCGGCAAAUAAACAUGAAUUAUACGAGAUAUCGUAGUCGUUAAAGCUGUUUAAAAAAAAUAUUAAAUUAUCCAAAUGAUCUUUAUGUGCCACAAAUAUUUACAAAAAUUCUAGUAAGUAACAAUGAUACAAUAUACAAAAAAAUAAAAGAGAAAAGUUUAAAAGUGAAUAGAAGAAACAGUAAAGUGAAGUAAAAUAACAUCCAGCAAGAGGAAAAAAGUAUAAAAACAGAGAGUGUUGAUGACCCAAAAAUAUACAAACAUCUAGAAAUAAAAAUUUUCAUUUGUUUUGUUUAUAAUAUCAGAGGAAAAAUUGAGGAAAACGGGAGAAGUGAUAUAAUUGAAAAUGAUGAAAAAUUUAACAUUUUUCUCAAAAAUUCAGUGCAAAUUAACGGAUUGUACGCAGCAAAAGUUAAUGACAGACAAGAAGACACUGGAGAAGACAUGGAAGCUAAUGGAUAAAGUUGUUAAAUUAUGUCAGCAGAGUAAGAUGAAUCUAAAAAAUAGUCCUCCCUUUAUUCUCGACAUUCUACCCGACACCUAUCAGCGAUUACAUUUAAUCUACUCCAAGUAUGAAGACCAAAUGCAUGUUUUGCACGCCAAUGAACACUUUACCGUAUUUAUAAAUAAUCUAAUGCGAAAGUGUAAGCAAGCAAUAAAGCUUUUUAAGGAGGGAAAAAUGCAAAUGUUUGAUGAAAAUUCACACUAUCGACGUAAUCUUACCAAAUUAAGUCUAGUUUUCUCACACAUGCUGAGUGAGUUAAAGGCAAUCUUUCCAAAUGGCACUUUUGCUGGAGAUCAGUUUCGCAUAACAAAAUCAGAUGCUGCAGAGUUCUGGAAGACGCGGUUCGGAAACAAUACACUGGUGCCAUGGAAAACAUUUAGAGCACAUUUAUCUGAAGUACACCCGAUAUCAUCAGGACUUGAGGCAAUGGCACUAAAAACAACUAUAGAUUUGACAUGUAAUGACUACAUUUCAAAUUUUGAAUUUGACGUGUUUACAAGAUUAUUUCAACCUUGGAAUACGCUCCUACGAAAUUGGCAGAUUUUAGCAGUCACACAUCCUGCCUAUGUAGCAUUUCUCACGUAUGAUGAAGUCAAAGCUAGAUUACAGAAAUACAUAACUAAGGCUGGUAGUUACGUAUUUAGAUUAUCGUGUACACGACUUGGUCAAUGGGCAAUUGGUUAUGUAACAGCCGAUGGAGAGAUUCUACAGACUAUUCCGCAAAAUAAAUCAUUAUGUCAGGCGCUCCUUGAUGGCUAUAGAGAGGGCUUCUAUUUAUUUCCAAAUGGCAGGCCUCACAACCCCGAUUUAUCAUUUGCUGUACAGAGUCCGUUGGAAGAUCACAUUACCGUCACACAAGAGCAAUACGAGCUUUAUUGUGAAAUGGGAAGUACUUUUCAAUUAUGUAAGAUUUGUGCGGAGAAUGAUAAAGAUAUACGAAUUGAACCUUGUGGACACUUGUUAUGCACGCCAUGUCUUACAGCUUGGCAAGUUGAUUCCGAAGGACAGGGUUGCCCAUUCUGUAGAGCGGAGAUAAAGGGAACCGAGCAAAUUAUAGUAGACGCAUUUGAUCCACAACGACAAUAUCAUCGAACCAGUAAACAAAAAGAGGAAGAUCAUGAUGACGAAAAUGAGGAAGCUGACUUCAAUUUAGAGGAAUCAUCAAUUCAAGCGCUUAGUAAUAGUUUUACAUUAACACGCGGAGAAAAGAUUCAAAGUCCACAUACAUCACCGAAACUGGUUAGAAGAACUCCAAUUCCAUUUACAUCAUCCUUACAGCACCAACAUCAACAGCAACAACAUAAUAGUAGUAAUAUAGGAGAAAGUUCAUCAAAUCGGCCUAUUUCUUCUUCGUCAUCGCUAUGCUCAUCGUCCUCAUCCUCCUCCUCAUCAGCCACAACAGUAAACUUAGUAAAUGUUAAUAUUUUGAAUGGAAAGUCUCCAAAGACAAUUGUUGUUACAAAUACGCCGUCUUCAUCAUCGAGUAGUAAAGCAUCUUCAAUUGAAAUGCCAAGCACAAGUUUAGAUCAAAUAUCAUUAAGUAGUAGUAAUUGUAGCAACAAAACGAUUAAUAUCUUUGAGGAAGCUCCUCCAAUUCCGCCAAGGACUAAUAAAACAAUGGCAACAACAAAUGAUAUUAAUCGACCGAUGAAGCUACAACAAACAACAUCAGCAGUGUCAACGACACCAUCAAUUAGCAAAAAUAACUCACUUGAGACGGCAGAGAAUAGUCAGAGUCAUGAGACUAGUUCAAAUAAUAUAAAGAUUAAUCCUAAUAUAUCAACAUUAUCAUUAUCAUCAUCAUCAUCUACCACAACACCAUUAUUAGCACCGAAACAGCAACAAAAACAACAAAAGGAACCAGAGGAUUCAGAUGAUGACUCAAAUCCAAUUUGUGGGCCUGCAGAAACGAUAAGUGGAAUAAUAGAUACACGACCAAUUGAGCAACGAACAAAUUACGUUAGUUUCGCAUCCUUAACAAAUAAUUUGACCACAAAUUUCAACCUCAUAACAAUCAAUGAUACAGGCAGUAGUAAGGAGGCGGGGAUGAAGGAUGAUAAUAAUAAAGUUUCGAAUACAUAUCUAUUGAAAAGCAACCAGAUGAAUAAUAAUACGAAUUUUAGCAAUAUGAAUGGAAGUAAUAAUCAUCAGCGGCACAUGUCGAUGCCAGUUACAGGCACGCCAAUAAAAACACUUCCCUCAUCACCGUCAACAUUUCAAGCGUCAAUUAGUCAGAAAUUGCCAAAUAACUUGUCACCAUUGAAGUCUGCAUCAUCAUGUGCCAACAAUCCAUCAAAAAUUUAUAAUCAAAAUAUGAAAUUAUAUGAAAAUAUAAGGAUGAAAUCAGCUGGAAAUUUAAUCUCGUUGAAUAAUCUGAAUAAUAACUCCAAUAGUAGUAGCAGCAGUAAUGUGUCAUAUGAAAAUAUAAAUUUGGAGUAUAUAAAUCGAUUGAUGAAGGAAGGAUAUUCAAAAGAGAAUGUUAUGGCUGCAUUAUGCAUUUCAAGGAACAACUUUGAGAUGGCAUGUGACAUCUUGCAUGAAUUUGUGAGUACGGACGGCAGUCAAACACAAAAUUGUAGCAAGGCUUUUGAAAGCAACCGUUAAACAAAAAUAUAUUCUAUUAAUGUUAAGGAUAAUCUUCCUCCUUCCUCCAUCAUAUUCGUCAUUUUUUUUUUCUUUUUGUCUUCUUAAUACCCAAAUAACAUUAUAACUCCUGCCUUUAGCUUUUCUACCCCCGAAAAGGAAACAAGAAACAAAAGUAACAGCAUUAAUUUAACUAGACUUACGUAUAUAAUACAUACAAAGCAAUAGAGAGUAAAAUGCUUAGCACACUCAUCCCUACAUAAUGCUACUACCAUUAAUACCAUGGAUAUAACUAAAUUAUCAAUGUUUAGGAAGACAUUGAGUUUAAAGAAAAAGUACCUUUUCAAAAUUAAUCAAAUUUAUCUAUAAUGAGAAAAAAAAAGUUAUAGAAUCAUCAACUUUGUAGAAAUUAGAAGCGACUUCGCUGAACUUUGUUCCUCAUUUUUCAACAGUCAAACGGAUUUGCUUGAGGUUGAUUCUUCAAUGAUAAACCUCUUCUGAAAAUUCUUUGAUUUAACAUUUUAAUUCUUAAAUUUAAUCUUUUGAUUUUGGUUUGAAUCUUUAAAUCCUAAAGUUUUAAGAUAUAAAUCAGAGUAUUCAAAACUUUGAAAUUGAAUCUUAGGAUUGAACUUUGAAUUCAAACUCCAAAUCUAAGAAUUGAAUCUGUAGUUCUAAUUCAUCUAAUCGACUGAUUGGAAAUGAGGUUUGAGCUUUUCAGUGAAAUUAGGACCUAGUGACUUUAUUUAAUCAUUAUUAUAUUAUUUAGUACUUUCUCAGAGAGCUAUAAUAGCUGUCUUUAUUAUAAUUGUUGUUAUUCUUUCUUACUGUGAUUAUAUUACAAAUUUAGUGACGAUUUUAUGUUCAAAAUGACUUUGUUAUUAGAGAUGACAGUAGAAGUAUGAUUUUGUGUAGACCCAUUUCUUCCAUAACAAGUUAUUAAUCUUUAAUAUAAUUUAAUCUUAGAGUUUGGGCAUUAGCUCUAUCAAGUAGAGGUCCUAAAAUAAUUUUUUCUUGUCUUUUAGAUAGGAAAACUCCCAAAAAAAAGAAAAAAAAAAUUUAAAUUCAAUAAUCCAAUUUGUGAUUUGCUUGAUUUUUGAUAAAAACAAAUUUUUUGAAUAAAUAUUUGCUAUUGCAUAGUAUUGAAACGAUAUAAAAUGAAUGUAAAUAAGACUAUUUAAAUUAAAUAAUAAUUAUCUAGUUCGUGUGACUAUGAAGACUUUGAAGUGAAACCAAAAAUUAUAAAAAUUAAAAGAUAAUUUGUUCAAUAAAAAUUUAAGUAAUUAAAAACAAAAAAACAAAAAAGUUUUAGAAAAUGAAUCUUCUGAUAUGUGCAAAUGUAUAUUUUUUUUAAAGAACAUGUUCCUCAAUCAAUUUUUAAUGAAAAGCAUAUUGAAUGAAUUUCAUUUUCAUUAUGAAAUGAAUGAAAAGCCAACAAAUUUUUCCUUAUCUUCCUUUUUGUAAAACAA